AAGUUCAAACUUAAGUUUUUAAACACCCUCUAUCUUUUCAACCAAAUCGAUUAGGAUUUCAUACAUCAAAAGCAAAAUGAAAGAGGUAUUUGUAAUAUAUUGACUUUGUAAUUUAAUUUCACUAAAGAACAUGUGAUUCUGCAUUAAUCAAUUGAAUGUCAACGAUAAUAGUAAUUUGUAAAAGCAUAUUCUUAUAAUCUUAUGUGUUUGACUUUACUUAAUGGCGUUACACUGUCAUUAUGAAUAUGCCAAACCUAAUAAAUCGUAAAGGACACAACUUUGUUCAAAUCCUUAUCAAAUCAAAUUACAAAACCACCCACUGUAUGAACUUGUAUAUAUAGGUAGCUGAAUAUCAAAGUAUCCCUUUCUUUCAUUUCAUGCUUUGAUUUCAACUCAUUUGUUCAAUAUCGUCUUAGCUUUCUUCCCUUUUCCCUUUUCUUGAAGAAUUGCAGGUAAAUUAUUUCCAUUACAAUAUCUUGGUUUUAUUGUUUAUAGGUUUAUUACAGCAUACAUACUUUGUUAAGGUUGUUCUUUGUUUAAUGAAUGUUCUCAUGGUGGUGUUUAAGCAUCACAACCUUGUAUAAAAAAGGGAUCUUGCAGGUUGGAGUUUUCUUUCUUUAGUUCCUCUAUUUUUCUCUAGGAUUUUUUUUUGUGUGUGUGUGUGUGUGUGUGAAUCAGUUAUUCCAUUCUUGGUUUUUCAAUAAAAAGAUUGCUACUUUGAAAUAUGUUAUAAAUUCCUCACAAAAUUUCAAGUGUUCUGAUUUCCAUUGCCCUUUUUUCUCAAUCUUAAUCAGGUAUAAUAAUCAAUUCCCUUCCCCUCUUUAGCCAAUUUUCGCACCCACAAUCAAAAUGCCUCCAUCAAACAGCACAACAAACGACGAAUCCGACGAUCAAGAAUCGGAACCCUUUGUGGAGAUGGACCCCACGGGCCGAUUCGGGCGUUACUCCUCCCUCUUAGGAAGUGGGGCCGUCAAGAAAGUGUACCGUGCAUUCGAUCAGCGGGAAGGCACUGACGUGGCAUGGAACCAAGUCCGCCUCAGAAACUUCAGCAGCGAUCCAACGGUCAUCAUUAGGCUCCGAUCCGAGAUCGAGCUUCUCAAGACUCUUGAUAAUGAAAACAUUAUUGUUAUGUACCAUUUCUGGAAAGAUGUGGAGCAUAAUACUUUCAAUUUUAUUACGGAGGCUUGUGCUUCCGGAAACUUGAGGGACUACCGGAAAAGGCAUCGGCACGUUUCGAUUCAGGCGCUGAAAAAAUGGGGUGUGCAGAUUCUUAGGGGAUUGGAGUAUCUACAUACUCACGAGCCUUGCGUUAUUCAUCGAGAUUUGAAUUGUAGUAAUAUUUUCAUCAAUGGCAAUAUUGGCAAGGUGAAGAUCGGGGAUUUGGGAUUGGCCACAAUGGUCGGAAAGAACCACGCGGCCCACUCAUUAUUAGGAACACCCGAGUACAUGGCCCCGGAGCUCUACGAGGAGAACUACACAGAACUGGUCGACAUAUACUCUUUCGGUAUGUGCUUACUUGAAAUGGCCACUUGCGAGAUACCCUACACCGAAUGUGACAGCCUCGUCAAGAUUUACAAGAAGGUGACCAGUGGGGUGAUGCCACGUGCCAUGGACAAAGUCACACACCCCGACCUCAAAUCCUUCAUCGAAAAGUGCGUCGGCCAGCCCAGAUCGAGACCCUCGGCCUCCGAUCUCCUCAACGACCCAUUUCUCGCUGAUGUCAUCAACAACAACACAGACGAAAACGACGUUUAACUCAAAUAUAUAUUAUUUCGUGAUUAUUUGUACUUACAAGAACAAGUUGUAAAAUCAUCAUCUAUAUAUCCCACAUAUGUGGUAAUAGAAAUUUAUUUGGAA
Molecule: messenger RNA, 1857 nt
Organism: Erythranthe guttata (spotted monkey flower)
Lineage: Eukaryota; Viridiplantae; Streptophyta; Magnoliopsida; Lamiales; Phrymaceae
Source: RefSeq, a predicted model, not a curated record